CUCAACAACUCUUACAUACCAGCUUCGAAGUAUCACGUAUUUCCCUCUUUCACUGCGGAUAGAACUUCAGUGACUCGAAAUUGAGUCCGUUGCAGAGCCACCCAAAGCAAGGCUGGCGGCUCUAAGACCCCGCUCUGCCAAAGACAAUCCGAGUGUCCUUUGGGCUCGGGACAAGCAUGCAGAUGGUGGGCCGCAGAAGGCCAGUUUACUGCAGGUGCUGGGGAAGAGAUCCCGUUUGGAUGCCGCGCCAGUAUACCAUAUCCCGUCCUGGGCAUGGCAAGAAUGGAGUAUCGGGCCGGAGACAACUCCCUCAACGUCAUUCCGGAGCCAGCCAGGACAGCAGCCUCCGGAUGGCCAGACUAUGAGUCAACUGCAGCUUCAUAUGCAGAACCUACCUCGAGCUCCCAGCCCGCACAAGGCACGAAGUUCAUGCCGGAUCUUUUGAAACACGUCGAGAACCAUGAUGAGACGACGAAACUCAUUGAGUUGAUAGACCAGCGUCGGAAUGCCGGAAAAAAUGUGCCCCCGGAGCUAAUGGAAGCCUUGCGCAAAAUGCAGGCAACGUUGAAGCAGAGAACCCAGGACGCCGAGGAAUACGACUCUCCAUCAAAGGCAGCUGAAGAUGCAGUCAAGUGCAUCAAUGAGAGCAUCAGAGAGGCGCAGGCGCGUCCUGGGGACAUGAAGGGAAAUCCACGCUUCUACUGCACGGAUUUCCCUCCUUGUAAUCUGUCGUUCACAAGGAGCGAACAUUUGGCUAGGCAUAUACAGAAACAUACUAGCGAGAGGCCAUUCCAGUGCCACUGUGGCCGCCGCUUCUCACGACUCGAUAGCCUCUGUCGUCAUGCGCAAACCGUGCAUGUCGACGAGGAUAUUCUACCCUCUCGUCCUGCAAGUAUCAAACCGCAUGACAAUGACGAAGAUAUCAAGGACCCGACUCCUCGGGGAUCCCACGAUUCAUGGCGCUUCAGCCCGUCGCUGCUCGACCCAAACAGCUUCUCCUUCAACUCUUUUGCAAACCAGCCGCCCGGGUACUACACGCCCACUCCAGGAGGUGUUGGCACGCUCUACCAUAACCAGGCUAGCGACCUGCCUGCAAAGGCACCGAUGCGGAAACAGCACGAUGAAGAAAAUGGAGUGAACAGAUGUCCCAUGUGCUCAUGGGAGCUUGAGGGUGGAAGAGUGCGCUCGAUUGCUCGCGACCUACCCAUACCAGUGCCGAUGCACGAACUGCAGAGCUUGAAGUCAAAGGGAACCCUAGAAGUUAGGAAAAAAUGGGACCAGGAGCAGUGGGCACGGUCAAGAGCGGAGGAGAUAGCACGGGAAGGCGAGACGCCGGACCCUCAACCAAAGGCAACUGAGGACUCCUCCGAUUUGACUCCUCGACAGAAAGCCAAAACUACCGUGAAAGGCGGUUCAUCACAGGAGAAAAUAGUCAAGUCCCGACCCGCUGUUGCCCCGGCCACGAAACCGAAGAAUCUCCCCCCGCUAUCUGCAUCGCCUCCGGUGAAUGCCAGUGACUUUGAGGUCUCUCACCCAGUUCACAAAGCCCUCUCCGCAGCUAAACAUGCAGCGAAGAGAAAAGCGCCAGCAGGGAUAGUCACAGAAAAAAGCUCGAGCGAAGCAGACACUGUCGUUCUCGGCGAUGAGGGCUCCAAGAUUAAGAAAAAGACCAAGAAAAAGUGCACCGUGAGAGACCCCGAAGGUUAUUUGUUCGCCCAGGAAUACUCCGAUUCCAACGAAUCAUACUCCGACCAAAGCUCAAACUCUCCCUUGCGAUCCCCGGUUCCCGGAGACAGAGAUAUCAAUUGGGCGAACUGGGAUGAGGAAACCCGAGGGCUUCUAUUACUAGUCUCGAAGCCACGCGGGUUGUUCAACAAGUAUACAAUAUCACAAGAUAUGACUACUGGAGACGGAGCCCGCUAUAAAUGCCGACUUCUUGCUGUUGAUAGUUCGACACUGGCCAAGAGACGCAAUCAGACAUCUCUCUCGCUUGAUCCGAAAUGA
Mytilinidion resinicola is the source of this 2004-nucleotide messenger RNA. RefSeq lists its product as uncharacterized. The record is from RefSeq and is a predicted model, not a curated record. The transcript has 3 exons. Gene Ontology annotation, molecular function: RNA polymerase II cis-regulatory region sequence-specific DNA binding; DNA-binding transcription factor activity, RNA polymerase II-specific. Bases 274 to 2004 code for a protein of 576 amino acids. Gene Ontology annotation, biological process: regulation of transcription by RNA polymerase II. Lineage: Eukaryota; Fungi; Ascomycota; Dothideomycetes; Mytilinidiales; Mytilinidiaceae.